UAAACAUACAUUCAAAAUCGAAAAUCCGUGAAAGCCGCACAGUAAAGAAUUUGAAGACAACCCACGCACGAAGCUACUGCCAUAUAUGUAUUGAAACGGGUGCAUAUUACAUUUCUUUUUAUUCAUAGAAGGUUUUCCUCCUCGCAUCAGUAAUGGCACGAAUCGAAUGGGCGAUCUGGGCAAACGAACAGGGAGUUGCGAGUGCUGCAAUUCUCGUUGUUGGUGGAAUAUUAGCUGUGAUUGGGAAGUUCAAGUUAUGGCAAAUUGGAGCUUAUGCAAUAGCUGCAGGUGUGCUUGUGUUUGUUAUUGAGUAUCCCAGAGGCAAGAGGUCAACUGGAAGAACCACAGAGAGGGGGGGACAGGGUAUAUUUGCUACAAUGGUAAAUGCACUUGGUCCUGUUGGCAGGAAUUAUUAUGUGAGGUUUCUUGUCUAUCUCCUAUGCUGUGUUCCAUGCGUUUUUCUACUUUCGACUGUGCUUGGUGCGCUCUGUCUCCUAGCAACAAGUCUGAUUUACCUCCGAGCUGCAAUUGCAAAUGAGAAAUGGCAGCAGUGUAAUAAAGUUGCAGUGAAGAAGGAAGGCGGAAAGUCCAUAAAACGAUUACGGCCCCCUUCAAUGGCACCGCCACGAAUGAAGCAAGCUCGCGAGAACAAAGCCGCUGAGUACGACGAAGGAGCUAAUAAAGUCUGAUUUUGUCCAUUUAAUGAACAAUUUUGGCUGUGUAUUUAUCAACUGACGACAAUAACGAGAGGCCAGGACCAGAUAGUAAAUUGCGAUCCUGAAAAACUUUUCUAUCUAUUUUUGUACAAUAAGUUAAUUUGAGGUAUUUUUAUAUUAAAUAAAUCGAUUGGUUUAAUGAGUCAUUAUUUCAUAUCAAAA
Molecule: messenger RNA, 878 nt
Organism: Rhopilema esculentum
Lineage: Eukaryota; Metazoa; Cnidaria; Scyphozoa; Rhizostomeae; Rhizostomatidae
Product: cytochrome b-245 light chain
Molecular function (GO): heme binding
Source: RefSeq, a predicted model, not a curated record